Lathyrus oleraceus (garden pea) is the source of this 605-nucleotide messenger RNA. RefSeq lists its product as uncharacterized. NCBI's taxonomy places the organism in Eukaryota, Viridiplantae, Streptophyta, Magnoliopsida, Fabales, Fabaceae. The coding region runs from base 194 to 469 and encodes 91 amino acids. The record is from RefSeq and is a predicted model, not a curated record. The transcript has a single exon.
UCCAUGGUAUUUUUCUAUUCUUUGGCCGUUGUUUCAUUUGCCUAUUAAUUAUAUGCUUUAUUUCUAAUAUAUAACAACCUCCUUCAUUCUUCUUGCUCCACCAAAUCUACAAAACCAGUAAUCAAAUUUCUCUGUCAACUAAAAAGCAACAAAAUCAGUUAUUAGAUUUCAAUAAUCAUUAACACAGAAGAAGAUGAGUUCAACAAGCAGAGCAUGGGCGGCAGCAGCCAGUGUUGCAGUGGUGGAAGCAUUGAAGGAUCAAGGUAUAUGCAGAUGGAAUCAUACACUAAAGUCACUUCAAAAUCAUGUUAAAAACAAUGUCAGAUCAUUUUCUCAAGCAAAGAAACUCUCAUCCUCCACUUCUUCUUCUUCAGUUAUGGUUUCUACUAAUAGACAAAAAAAGAUGGCAAAGCAAUCAGAAGAAUCUUUGAGGACAGUCAUGUACCUGAGUUGUUGGGGUCCUAAUUAAUUAGAGGAGAUUAUAUUGGAACGAGUUUUUAACUAUAUUCUUUGAUUUUUCUUCAUGUAUUGUGCAACUAUGAAAGAAAAUUGAUGUAAAUUUUGAUGAAUUAAUCUAGAUAGCAAGCACACCGAAUUUCUCUACA